AACAUGAGAAUCCAAUCCGGCAUGAAAAAUUUCGCCAAAAGUGCAGGUGCCGUUAGUUGUCGUCUCAUGUUGAUUUGUCGGUGUGCUUGUGUUUCUGUAAACAAAGCAGUGAAGAUCCUAGCUUUUGAUGCCAAUGGCACUGCAGAGAUUUCAUCGACAUUUCUACUUGAUCGAACAGGUGCGCCACUGGUGGAGUUUUUUUCAACCGACAAACGCUGGCCCAGCUGCGAUAUGUGCCCAAGCUGCUGGGCUAAGGGGCUGUGUGAUGGAAAGUCAGUGGGUGGUGCGGCGAACGCCGACGACCAUGUGAACGCUGCUCUCUUCAAGGCGCAAUUCAAUGAGACCGAGAUUUUGCGAUUUCUCGCUGAUGUGUACAGCUGAAGACUGUUUGAACUUCAGCGCACAGCAACUGCAAUGCGCUCCGUUCGACAUUAGAUAUGAAUGUAUGAUUGCAGCGCCAACUGGGCGUUGAAUUGGACGUACAUAAGUGAAUGAUCCGAAUUAAUAAUG
Molecule: messenger RNA, 510 nt
Organism: Amoebophrya sp. A120
Lineage: Eukaryota; Dinophyceae; Syndiniales; Amoebophryaceae
Source: the annotation of a GenBank genome assembly